Diatraea saccharalis (sugarcane borer) is the source of this 4229-nucleotide messenger RNA. The record is from the annotation of a GenBank genome assembly. NCBI's taxonomy places the organism in Eukaryota, Metazoa, Arthropoda, Insecta, Lepidoptera, Crambidae.
AAAAGAAAGCGAAAGAGAAAAGUAAACGUGAAAGGUGUUUGUUGGCGAGAUUUUAAUAAUUUUUUUAUCAUCUUUUCUAUAUUCUUUGUUAAUGAACACCUUAUUUAACCAAUAUCUUUAAAUUUAAAGUUUACAUUGUUCAAGUUUCAGUGAAAAUACAGAGUUAGAGUUACGUUGCGAAAAUGGAUCCGGGCAUCCUUUGUUUCCACCAUUGUGAACAUAAAGUGUUUUGUACUGUUAUACCAGAAAAAUGUCCAGUGUGCAAACAAAAACUUGAUAGAUAUGAUUAUAAUCUUUUACCCUUUAGGGUGCCGUAUCCGUUCGUAAAAGCGUCUCAACAUCCACGAGCUAUUGUCAUAAAACCCACACAAGGAGAUUUCUUGAAUGAUUACUAUAAUUCGAAAGAUUUGCACAUAGGUGUUACCAAUUCUCAAGGUAGUGUGGUGGAAUUCAGUGAAAGAGGUAUUCAAGGAGUAGACCCAUCUACAAAGAAAUGGAGUAACUGUGAAACUAGCUCUGAUUGGGACCAGUGCCUCUUAUUGGAGCAAUUUGAUGAGCUUUGGAAUGAAAUCUGGGACAGUGUUUUAAUAAAGGUUGCUUUGAGUCCUCUAUGGGAAGCUAAAAGAUACAAUGAAGAAAGGCAUAAUUGCUUCACUUUUGUGCUGGCCUUCUUAAGAGCACUCGAUUGUGGGGAACUAUCUGAAAAGGCUCAUGAUCCUAAGCUCUUUUGCAAACAAUAUGUCGUCCCAAGAACUUCUGCUGCAGGGAAGUACAUUUCUCUUUAUAGACAAUUGAAGAGACAAAAUUACUUUAUACAAAACCAAUGAUAGAUUCUUGUAUUCAUUUAUGUUCAUGUUUAUUAUUAACUUAUUCAGUAUUAACUGUGAUGUUUAGAAUUUAGAUGUAAGUUUCUUAUAAAUUUGGUGUGCAUUUAAGUUAAACCAAUGAUAUGAAGAUAAUAUGAAAUGUUAUUGAUAAUAUCACAUGAAAUUUUUGUUUGAUAGGUGUGUUAAACACUGUUUUAUCCUUCAUAGAUUAAUUUAUUUGUUAACUACUUAAAUAUUGUUUCAAGUUUAGUCACUAGGACCAAUGUAAUAACCAGUGACUUACAAUGAAUAGCAAAGUAUUAUUUAUUUUAGUUAAAAUGUAAUUGAUCUUGUCUUGCCAAUGCAUUGUAUCUAUAGUUGUUAUACCACUUACAGUUUGUCGGCUAAGGUUUUGUUACAUUAACUAGCCUAAAAGAGACUGAUCAAUAAAAUACUUAUUAUUUCUAACACAACACUUUCAACAACUUAUAUGAGUUAGAUCUGAAUUCAAUCAUAAUUUAUUUAUUAAUUUAAAAAUGCCCACAAACUUUUUCUUCUUGAAAUAUUUUGUUUAUAAUAGCUUUGUCUCUAGCAGAAAAAUAAUAAAGUUUAGAAUCCCAACAGCUUUGAAUCCUUUAAUUUACCUAUUCAAUAAAAUGGGUUCUUAGCUGGCAUUUGCCUCACUUUAAAUACCUCAUUUCGAAUACAAACACAGUUGUUUAAAUAGUUUGGAUAUACUUUUCUGGUAUAUUACAUAAUGAGGAAGAAACUUUAUAGUGGUGCCUCAUCCUUCCAGAAUUUGAGAUUUGUUAAAAAACAAAUUAAAAUCUAGGAUGUAGCUUUUUUCUUUGAAUGAAUAAAUAAAAAAAGACACAUUAUUAACAUAUCUUAUAUUUUUAAUCAAAAUUAAAAUCAAUUGCGGAUAGACAUUUGUGGUAUUCUGAUGAAUUGAUAUGUGUAAAUAGCAUAAUAUCUCAGGGUACGAGUUUAGUUGAUCAUUACCUAUUCUUUAAUUUAUGGCUAGGGGUGAUGCACAAAAAUAUCUUACGUAUUCUACUGUAUUUAGUAGAUUGUUUAUGACCUUGAUUUGUUGAAUUUUUCCAGUGUAUUUCCACCAUUGACUUGUUUUGAUUUCAAUAUAUAAAAGUCAAUUACUAAUUUCGAUUAUACUAUAUGUAAUAAUUAUAAUAGACUUUUUCACAUUUUUACUUGUAUAAUAUUUAUGACAUUAUUCUACAUUGAAAUAACAAUUUAAAUGAUUCAUUAUUUAUGUAGAGUAAAUGAAAGGCUUUAUUUUCAUAAAUGUACUAAGGAAAUAAUGGUGUAUGUAGUGAUUCUGUAUUGUGGGUAGUUGUGCCUGUAUUAAGCAGCCUAAAUAUAUUCCAAUUUUAUAUCGCAUUAUAGAGAAUGUAAUGUAAUUUAAACUUAACCGAGGUUGCUAUAUAUAACAGCCGUACUAUUAAAGCGUGAAAUCAUCGUGUGCGAUUAAAUAAUCGAAUUCGAAUCGAAUAAUGUGGCGAAUGACGAAUAACCGGCGAUAAUGUGGUUACGCCAAAUGAAGGCUACCGUAUAUUUGCUCACCAGAUGGCGCGACAGUCGCGAAAGGUCCUGUUAAAGUUUAUUUACUACUUUUAAUUGUUUCAAUGAAUCUCAGGUACUCCAAAAUAAGCGUAAAAUUCGUUUAUUUGAAGAGAAACGCGUAUAGUUCACCGAUAUAGUAUGUUAUUUGAUAUUUUGAAAAUCUCACUAGCGCCUCUAGUGAUAAAUUCAAAUGUGUUAGCCCUCAGUGGCGCUAUUUAUAAUGUAUGAGUCGAAUAUGGAUAACGGUCAACUGCACGCUGGACCAUACAAAACUGUCUUAUUUCACAAAACUGAGUUCUUCACAGUGAUCCACAAUGCUUUAGAGUAGAGUUCAAAAUCAUUUGAGAAAAUUUUACAUAUAUGUAUAUCUCGUAAUUUCGAAAUAGAGCAAAAAUGUAUGUGUAAGAAAAGCUAAACAUAUCAUUUGAAAAUUAACAAUGAGUUAAAAAGGUUGCAUUACUUUAAAUAUAAACUCAUUUUUAAAUUAAUUAAUAUCAGCCAACUCAAAUAUAGCUUAAAUAGCGCCUUUUACUUUUAACAUUCCAUUAUCAAUAGGGAUGAUAGCGGGGUAAAAACACUUCCAAUAAAAAGCAAAUAUUAAAUACCUGUUAGCCCUUAUAGUUUAAAUUAGUAAUAUUUAUAAUAACAUGUUCACAACAGAUGAUUUUUUUACGAACUGACAUUCAUAAAGAGCAUAUUGGAUUAGUAAUAAAAAGAAAUGAUGUUAAAUAUCAAAGACAAAAACUUUGCAUGCUGAAACCUAGGAUAAAAUAAACGGUGGCACGGCACGCAGUUACAAAACUAAUACUUCCUUAUGCCCGAGUGCGCUAUCCCGUCCUAAAAAUUUGCUAUUAGUAUUUACUGCGAUCCCCUCCCCCCCGACGAUAUCUGGAUAAAAAUAUUAUUAUAAAGACUAACGCGUAUUUAUUGUUUAUUUUGUAUUAGAAGUGUUAUGUUAUGAUGGGGAGGGGGUAUUUUUUUUUAAUAAACACAUUGUAUAAUAAUAUUUAUGUAUCUCGAUUUUUGUCACUAGCAGUAUAUUCUGUCCACUCAUUGAGCCCUUUUCAAUGAGCCUAAACACGAUAUAUCUGCUGUUAGUUGUCGAGGAGUCAGGUACUCUGUAGACUAUCCUGACUGCAGCAUCAGGUCAAGGGCACCAUAUUAUUUUCGUGUUAUAUGAUUUGCUAUAUGUAUCAAGUUUUUUAACUCAAUCAGUGCAGUAGAAGUGUACUAAGAGUCCAUUAAAUUAACGAUUAUCUAAAAGCUGACGACCUUCAAGUGGCUGCACAGAUUUUAAUAAAACAUUUCUAAUCUUAGAACACUCGAUUAAGUCACAUUUGUAACAAAAAAAUAAUUAUCCAAAUCGGUUCAACCGUUUGGAAGCUACGAUGCCGCAAACAGAAUAACACACGUUAAACUUAUAACACCCCUCUUUUGCGUCGGGAAAUUUCGUACAAAGGGUACAGAUGCUUGAAUGGCGUUCAGAAAUGUUGAGUGUGUUGAACAUUAUGUCUAAAACAGAUGUUAAUCUGAUUCAUAUCAUUAAUUAGAAACAUCAAAAAAAGGUUUUGUUAUUAGAUUUAUUAGGAUAUAAUAAAUUAUAUGUUUUUAAUCAUGUAAUUAUAAUAAAGGUACACAAAGUGUAAUCAGUUUAAAACUAUUUAAAAAGGAUUUUUAAAAUACAUAAAUGUGUACCUACUUAAUUCUAAGUAUUUGUUGGUAAUAGUUUAAUACCUUAAUGUGACAUUAGUUAUUACACUCGAAUAUGUAUCAAAAUGUGUGAAGGAUCUCAAUGACAAAUUUGUAGGUGCUACGUUUCAAAUAAAGUUUUUAUUGAAAUUU